CGAAAUUCAUAAGGGAAUUCAAAUUCACUCCACUACUUUGCCGAUUCUUUGGAGAAAGAGAUACCAUGCAAUUCCAGUAAUCUGAAACCUAAAAUGUAUCUAACUGAAGGAGCGAUAGAUGAUCUAGGCAUACAGAAGCAUUCGAUAGGAUCAAAUGACAUAUCGAAGAUUUGGUCCAUGUAUUUCCCAGAAACCGAGUUCCCUUCAAAUGAUCAGCGAUUAAAACUCAUAACCGACCUUUCUGAUUUCUUCUCUUCCACAAUCGGAGCAAAUCUUGUUUUUCAGGUAAAACAUGGUGAAGGACCUUUGUAUUUGCCGAUUGAUCUUCAACAGCUUCGAAAGAUAUGUAAUGUGGAAAGUUUUUAUAUAUUUUUAGAGGAUGAACCAAGACUAGCCCUCUCAUGUAUGGGUGCUUCCGUUCACAAGGUUUUGCUGCCUAAGGGAAUAGAAAGCGAGUCAGAGGAUGGUAUAAAGAUAAAUAUAAGGUUGCAUAAUUAUCCCGAGUCAGUGAUUGCUUUAAAGAACCUGAAAGCUGCCUACAUAGGCAAACUAGUGUCGGUUCGUGGAACUGUCGUCAAAGUAAGCACCGUCAGGCCUUUAGUCGUACAAAUGACAUUUGAAUGUCCAAAGUGUAGCUCAAAGAUUGCACGCACUUUCCCUGAUGGGAAGUUUACUCCGCCAGCCGUUUGUACUCUCCAAGGUUGUAAAAGCAGAAACUUUAAUCCAAUUAGGAGGACUGCCAUACAAAUGGAUUUUCAGAAAAUAAGGAUCCAGGAGCUGUUGAAAUCUGAAAAUCAUGAAGAAGGCAGGGUACCUCGAACUGUAGAAUGUGAGUUAAGUGAAGAUCUCGUUGAUGCUUGCCUACCAGGGGAUGUUGUGACUGUGACUGGAAUUGUAAAAGUAAUUAAUAACUACAUGGAUAUCGGAGGAGGGAAAUCAAAAAACAAGAACCAAGGUUUAUAUUAUUUAUAUCUAGAAGCUGUUUCGGUUACAAAUUCCAAAUCGCAACCGGCACGUGAUGCAAAAGAUACUAGUGGUGCAGUUAGAACUACAGAGCUGUCUGAUUUGUAUUCCUUUUCUCCAAGAGAUCUAGAAUUCAUUAUUAAGUUCUCGGAGGAGCAUGGGUCCGAUGUCUUUCGUCAAAUACUUCAAUCCAUCUGUCCCUCCAUUUAUGGGCAUGAGCUUGUGAAAGCGGGAAUAACACUGUCACUUUUUGGAGGCGUACGGAAGCAUGUGAUGGAUCAGAAUAAGGUACCUGUACGAGGAGACAUCCAUAUCAUUGUUGUAGGUGAUCCUGGAUUAGGGAAGAGUCAACUACUGCAAGCAGCUGCAGCAGUUUCUCCUAGAGGGAUUUAUCUGUGUGGUAAUGGAACAACAAAUGCUGGCCUAACUGUAGCUGUUGUAAAGGAUCAUAUGACAAGUGACUAUGCCUUUGAGGCUGGUGCCAUGGUACUUGCAGAUCGUGGGUUAUGUUGUAUCGACGAGUUCGAUAAAAUGUCUGCUGAACAUCAGGCACUUCUAGAAGCAAUGGAGCAACAGUGUGUCUCUGUUGCAAAGGCUGGAUUGGUAGCAAGUUUAUCGGCACGAACGUCUGUUUUAGCUGCCGCAAAUCCCGUUGGUGGUCACUAUAAUCGUGCAAAAACCGUCAACGAAAAUUUGAAAAUGAGUGCUGCCCUCCUUUCAAGAUUUGAUUUGGUCUUCAUUUUACUAGACAAACCGGAUGAAGCGUUGGAUAUGCGAUUGUCAGAGCACAUAAUGUCACUUCAUGCGGGAUAUGGAGAGCAUUUGCCUGCCCCGAAACGGCUCUGUAGAGGAUAUCCAGCUUCCAAAGGUGAUAGGGACACGGCUGCACAACAUGGUUCACUAGCUUCACGGCUGAGACUUGACCUCAGCAAAGACAAAGACUUUGUUCCCUUGCCAGGUCCGCUUCUUCGCAAAUAUAUUGCUUAUGCAAGGACUUUCAUAUUCCCCAAGAUGUCUAGACCUGCUGCAGAAAUUAUACAGAAGUUUUACUUGCGACUAAGAGACCAUAGUAAUUCCGCCGACGGUACACCAAUAACAGCAAGGCAGUUGGAGAGUCUCGUAAGGCUUGCAGAAGCGCGAGCAAGGUUAGAGUUAAGAGACGAAAUUACAGUUCAAGAUGCUUUGGACGUGGUUGAAAUAAUGAAUGAAUCCUUGUACGAUAAAUAUGUCGAUGAGAAUGGCCGUGUUGACUUUGGUCGAAGUGGUGGAAUGAGUAAACAGAAAGAAGCUAAACGGUUUUUAAGUGCUCUGAAUAAACAUUCAGAAUUGCAGCAAAAAGAUACCUUUUCAAUUUCUGAAAUAUACAGUUUGGCAGACAAAAUUGACUUGAAAGUUCCAGACAUCGACACAUUAGUGGAUAAUAUGAACACUGCUGGUUACCUACUAAAGAAAGGUCCGAAGAUGUAUCAGGUUUUGUCAUCAUCUUAUUCUCGGAGUCAGACCUCAUUAUCUAGGUGCUGAGGUCUUAUCACCUAAGUUUCAACAGCAUGAAGCCAGGGUCCUUACUUUUUCCAAGUUUCAACUAUCCCGUAGUUUGUGUAAGACCUUCGUGUAAUAGUGAGCAACUGUGGCAAGGAAAGUUAAGUUUUGUUGGUAUCGAAUUUUCAAGUACUGCACCAGAGGUGGUCUGUCUUUGCUUAUUAUCAUUUUGGCCGAGCUAUGCACAUUAAAUUAUUGGGUUGAAAUUGAGGAAGCCAUUGGUGGUUAUAGAAGAUAACAUUUGAGACUCUAGAUGACUAUGAAAGAAAAUAUAUCAGAUUUAUAUCGGUGUGUAUGGUAUGGAUUUUUCCAUCAAUA
Papaver somniferum (opium poppy) is the source of this 2820-nucleotide messenger RNA. RefSeq names its product probable DNA helicase MCM8. Gene Ontology annotation, cellular component: nucleus; MCM complex. The record is from RefSeq and is a predicted model, not a curated record. The transcript has 17 exons. The coding region runs from base 94 to 2484 and encodes 796 amino acids. Gene Ontology annotation, molecular function: ATP hydrolysis activity; single-stranded DNA helicase activity; ATP binding. Lineage: Eukaryota; Viridiplantae; Streptophyta; Magnoliopsida; Ranunculales; Papaveraceae.